Messenger RNA from Cadophora gregata, 435 nucleotides. RefSeq lists its product as uncharacterized. The record is from RefSeq and is a predicted model, not a curated record. The transcript has a single exon. Bases 1 to 435 code for a protein of 144 amino acids. Lineage: Eukaryota; Fungi; Ascomycota; Leotiomycetes; Helotiales; Ploettnerulaceae.
AUGGAAAGAGAGGAUAGAGAAAAGGAAUUGGAAAGGUUGAGGGGCAAGGAAGAGAAAAGGAAAGUAGGCAGCGAGACCCAAGACUGUGGAAGCGAGGUGCUAGUACUGCCCAAAUUGGCAGGAACGUUGUUGUGCGGAAAGGGAAGGCACGUUCGUCCCUCCAACUUGUCCCGCAAGAUGGACCUGACUUCCGUUGAAGGCCACCAAAGUUUGAGGCGUGUUAUAUGGGAAUGGUCCACCACUUUAGGAAAAAGUCCGUAUCAUGUUCUGAAAGCCAGCUACAGACUUGAAGCAGGAGCACGUAAGCUGGUUCACAUCUCGGCUUCUUCUGCAGCGCCUCUCUUCUUGCAGAAACGCGUAGAUGAUGACAUAGUGGAUGGCAUCACGCUCCUCUCUUCCCAGUAUAGAGGACAACAAGCCAGGCAGGAAAAAUGA